CGUAAAAGAAGUAGUCGAAACUCCAAAUUACACGUUAAUUUUUCCAAGCAGUCGAUGGGUUUAAAAGGCCCCUCAACUAAGCCUAUCUUCCCCUCUCCGGACUUUGGCUCCCUUAAACUUCAUGUAAGAGAAGCUGAAGGGAAGGAGGACGUACAGCUUCCUGCGACCUUAUAGGAUAGGAACGGAGAGGUCCUGGAUUCCAGAUCUUUGAUCUCUCCUUCAUUGAUUCACUUCAUGGAAACCCAGCCACAAUCCAGGAGGCCCUCUAGGUUCGGAAGGGUGUGUGUCUUCUGUGGCAGCAGCCGCGGAAAGAAGCUCAGCUAUCAGUUUGCUGCCAUCCAGCUAGGCCAUGAACUGGAGCCUAUAACCCCAUGUCCCUCUUUGAAGGAGGAUAGAAAGGUGGUCAAUUGGCCAAAUUAGAGGACUACAUCACCAAAUGGGAGCUGAGAGGGUCUUUUGGAACAAAGCCCAAGUGGAGGACUGCACCCUUUUUUCUUGGAAGUGGAUUUGGUUGUAAAAACUAACACAAGAUCGUGCUCUGUUUUCUGCUCUGAUUAAAAGAUGAUGCUCUGUUUACAGGUGGAGAGGAACAUAGACUUGGUUUAUGGUGGGGGGAGUGUUGGUCUCAUGGGCCUCGUCUCCCAAGCAGUCCACGAUGGUGGCCGCCAUGUCCUGGGGGUGAUUCCCAAAACUCUCAUGCCUAGAGAGAUAACAGGAGAGACUGUAGGAGAAGUGAGAGCAGUCUCAGGCAUGCACCAACGGAAGGCCGAGAUGGCUCGCCAGGCCGACGCAUUCAUCGCCCUACCCGGUGGGUACGGAACCCUGGAAGAACUCCUUGAAGUGAUAACCUGGGCUCAGCUAGGAAUCCAUGGCAAGCCGGUAGGUUUGUUGAACGUUGAUGGCUACUACAAUUAUCUGCUAUCAUUCAUCGACAAAGCUGUAGAUGAAGGAUUUAUUACACCUGCAGCCCGCCAUAUCAUCAUCUCUGCCCCAACUGCCCAUGAGUUAUUGUGCAAGCUUGAGGAAUACGUGCCGAUGCACGACGGCGUCGCACCCCAGCUCAGUUGGGAGAUGGAGCAGUUAGGCCACUCACCGAGGGCAGAGAUCUCGCGUUGACCAAACGGCGUACAUGUUGACUAAUUAUGGAGCUUAUCUCUUGUAAUAUAUAUAUAUAUAUAUAUAUAAAUAUAUAUCUAUGUAAGUUUUUACGGUCUUACUGUAAUCUAAAUGUCCAGCUGGCAGUUGAUCUUUGUUUCA
Phoenix dactylifera (date palm) is the source of this 1257-nucleotide messenger RNA. Its product is annotated as cytokinin riboside 5'-monophosphate phosphoribohydrolase LOG1-like. Gene Ontology annotation, biological process: cytokinin biosynthetic process. Gene Ontology annotation, molecular function: hydrolase activity, hydrolyzing N-glycosyl compounds. Lineage: Eukaryota; Viridiplantae; Streptophyta; Magnoliopsida; Arecales; Arecaceae. Gene Ontology annotation, cellular component: nucleus; cytosol. The record is from RefSeq and is a predicted model, not a curated record.